Messenger RNA from Spirodela intermedia, 2938 nucleotides. The record is from the annotation of a GenBank genome assembly. Lineage: Eukaryota; Viridiplantae; Streptophyta; Magnoliopsida; Alismatales; Araceae.
AUGGGGCUAACGUUCACGAAGCUCUUCAGCCGGCUCUUUGCCAAGAAGGAGAUGAGAAUCCUGAUGGUCGGUCUCGAUGCGGCCGGUAAGACGACCAUCCUAUACAAGCUGAAGCUUGGAGAGAUAGUCACGACCAUUCCGACCAUUGGUUAGCUCUCUCCCUCUCUCUCUCUCUCUCUCUCUCUCUCUCUCUCUCUCUCUCUCUCUCUCUCUCUCUCUCUCUCUCUCUCUCUCUCUCUCUCCCUCUCUCCCUCUCUCUCGAUCUCUCGAUAUCGUCGUCUGUCUUCGGAAAAUAGACUGCAUGCCAUUUAUUGCUUUGCUAGCUGAUUUUUUCGUUGCUAAAAUAUCUGUGCGUCUUUAUUGCAUUUCUUGAGCAAGAUACAUAGGGUAUCACUAGUGGAACAGGUUCUCACAUUUAGUGGACGUGAUUUCGCUACCUUUUUUUCUGCCGUCUUUUGUUGAUCCGGUAUGAAGAGUGGUAUUAUUAUAGUUUGGGAAGAAAAGAAGUGCACGUUGAUCUGGAUGUCCUGUUUUCGACGAUAGAAUAGGAAAAUAUAGACCCUUCUCGUAAGUUGGUCAGAACUUUUACAUAGAAACGGUGAUGUGUUUCUUUUGUAUUUUCACUGUUAGCUUUUAUUGAUGAUAAUUUUUUGCAUCAGAAUCUGCUUAAUCUGCUUAGUAACUCAAUGUUAUAGAGAUCAUAUGGGAGGUAUUAUGUGAUCUAAUAAUUUUUACCCCUAAUGAAAUUCAUGAGUCGAAGCUAUUUGGUUGUGACCCUAUGUUACAAUUGUGUACAUGAAGGCUAGUCGUAAGUUGAUUGAAAUAUAUUUUUUCCAUCAUAGAGUUAAUGAUUUUUGUUUAUGAAGUCCAGAUAGUUUCAUUCUAAAGUCACAAUUUAAUAAUUUUAUGACGACAUAACAUCACUUCGAUGAUUUCUUAAAUAUAUUUGAAGGGUCUUUGUUUAGAAGAAGAACAGUAGGAGAGCCACACUAGAGAAUGCGAUUAAAUGUGAAAUAUUUUAGUAAUGUGAGAAUAUAAGAGUAAUGGAUCUGCGCCUCAUUGAUAUUUACGAUUAUUUAGAGAACUUUUAUCUCAGAGAAGAACAUCCGCUGGGCUACAUGAGAGUGUAGAUAGGAAGAGUUUUUGCUUAUAUAAAAGUUUGUCAAGAAACAUUGAUGUCUGCUCUUUUGAGGCACUCGUUAAGGAACACAGAUUUAUACGGCGCUAUUUCUCGUUAUAAAAUUUCAGAUCUAAGACUGAACUAAAGACGCUUAUUUUAUUAUUACGGUUUGACCCUUUAUCAUUCCCUGAAAAUCGCAUCCUUUCUUUACUGCUAUGUUUUUAUUUUGCUAUUUCUAUGACAGAGCAUGACAAAGGAAUGCUAAAAAAUGUCCUGAACUUUGGUGUCAUUCCUUUUCUACUCCUGUAGGUUUUAACGUGGAAACUGUGGAAUACAAGAACAUUAGCUUCACUGUUUGGGAUGUUGGCGGUCAGGACAAGGUACUGUACUCGUAUUGUUAUUGACUAUACAGACAUCGUUUGCUAUUUUGUUGAUGGCAUAUUCUCCUUUAUCACAAAAUUGUCUUUCACUCUUCAUUUAGGCUCGAUCAGAAGCCUAAUUCUCUAAAAUGUGCAACUAAUUAAGAACUUAUCCGGUCUGCCAUCUGGUCUCGUGCAACUAGUCUAAAGUCAAUUGGCAAGGCACUGGAUAACAUCCUUCACAAAGUUGAAGUCAGCCUGAUAUUGUCUAAAGGGUUAUCUGUUUGUUGCUUUGCCUGCCAGUUUAUAGUGUGAUUAAAGGUUGAAUUAUGGUUAACAAUUAGAGCCUGUUACCCGUCCAUGGUAUCCAUUAGAUAUUCAUACAACUUCUACCUUUUUUCUGUUUGCUUUAUUGAUCAGUUUGUUCGAUAGUGUUGUGAGAUCAGGAUGAAAUACUGCUAUUUCACGUUGCCAAUUAAUAACUUGAACUUUGGAAAACAGAUUAGGCCGCUCUGGAGGCACUACUUCCAGAACACCCAGGGCCUUAUCUUUGUUGUGGACAGUAAUGAUAGGGAUCGUGUGGUUGAGGCAAGGGAUGAACUCCAUAGGAUGCUGAAUGAGGUGAGUUUUCUAUCGCUCAAAACGCCACAGGCUGUUGCUAUACUAUCAGUCUUCAUACAUUCACUUGGUUUUUGCCGUCCAUGCAGUAUUUCAGCAAAAAUGCCAUGCAUCUCUGCAUCUCCAAAUUAUCUUUAAAAUCCGAUGACUAUUGAUCAUUCAUCAACACGGUGUUUGGUGAUGGCAGGAUGAGUUACGAGAUGCUGUGUUGCUCGUAUUUGCCAACAAACAAGAUCUUCCAAAUGCAAUGAAUGCUGCUGAAAUCACUGACAAGCUUGGCCUGCACUCCUUACGCCAACGACACUGGUGAGACAAUCAUUCCUCAUUCUGAAUUACUCCAUUUUUUGUGUUUCUUAGAAUAAAAUAAGCAGAAACACACGACAGGGAAUCAUAAAUCUACUGAUAAAAUAUGCAUUUUUACUCUCACGGGAGUCUUAGUUUGAAUGUGCCAAUGACCGCCGUCCAGUGGAAAUAAAAAACCGAGCACACAUUCGUGGUAGAAUAAUGUCUUCUUUUUUACCAAAGUCCCAUAAAGAUUCCUGUUUUAAUCGUUGAGCUCUGAUCGCACCACUUCUUCCUCCUAAUACUAACUGCCCUCCCCAUAUGCCCCAUGAAUAAUAUCUUCGUGCUGGAUAGCCCAACAGCUUCAAAAGCUUAACACCAUCGGGCUAAAAUUAUUUAUUCUACGAGCCAGAUCUGCGAACUCCAUCCACAUUUGUGACAUGCUUGCAGGUACAUCCAGAGCACCUGUGCCACUUCCGGUGAAGGCCUCUACGAGGGCUUGGAUUGGCUCUCCAGCAAUAUCGCCAGCAAGGUAUCAUCAUCUCUCACUUAUAGAUAG